Molecule: messenger RNA, 1482 nt
Organism: Gordionus sp. m RMFG-2023
Lineage: Eukaryota; Metazoa; Nematomorpha; Gordioida; Chordodea; Parachordodidae
Exons: 1
Coding region: 1-1482 (493 amino acids)
Source: RefSeq, a predicted model, not a curated record
AUGUUGAUUACCCAUUGUUCUGACAAAAAUUUACAUAAAUGUGUUAUUGGGUUUACAACACUCUUUGCAUGUUUUUUUGUGGCCAAAAUAUUUUUGGGUGAUAAAAGUAUCAUUUUAUCCAGACUAUUUAUUUUAAGAAAGGAAAAUUCUAAUGUACCAACCUAUAAUAAUACUAAGCUCAUCAAGCUUAAACCUCAAGUGAUAACUAAAAUUCCCAUUAAAUCUCAAGAUUCUUUUUUUAAGUAUGACGUUCACACAAUGAACUGCAAAAUUCGACAUUUCGAUCCAAACGAUAAAAGCAUAUCGAACUUUAUUAACUAUACGAUGGAACCCCUAAUAUGUUCCAAUAUCACGGCCCUUACAACCAUACGAAAUGGUAUUCUAACAUUCAAUUACGAUGUCCUUAAUCUAUAUUAUAGUAAGGUAAAUAUGGAAUUUUGCAAUUAUCAGGUUAUAUUAAGAAAUUACAGCACGACUAACCCGGAUGAAGAUACCGAAUUGUCAGACAAAAUACUUUUUAAAAAUGAUACACUUAUAAAAGAUGAUUUUAUAUUAGUUAAAUGUUAUAAUGACAGUGGAAAACACGUCUUUUAUAGCAAUACACAUAAUAACGGAGCUAUAGACGCAGAAUCCUAUCGCAAAUAUAGACACCAACAUCCAACUAGGUUCGGUCCUAAUAACUACAGUGUAUUUUCCACCAAUGCUACUAGCAACAAGACUAACCAAAGUAAAAUUAAUAUGAUCCCAAUUGUUAAUAAUGAAACGGUUAAAUCUUUCCAACAUUUUCCCAUUGAUAAUCGAAUACUGAACCUUCUCAUGAUCGGUAUAGAUUCAACUUCGAAAUUAAAUUUUAUUCGUGGACUAUCCAAUACGCGUCAGUAUUUGUUAUCGCAAAGAAACGAAAGCUACACAUUUAAUGGUUAUAUUAAAGUGGGAGACAACACCUUUCCCAAUUUGGUGGCAUUGUUGACUGGUAAAUUUGUUAAAGAAUAUCCCAAAGACUUUGGUGAACAUUACUUCGAUAACUACAGCUUUGUGUGGAAGGCGUUUGAAAAGAGUAAAAUCAAUUAUACAACCGCUUUUAUAGAAGAUUGUUUCGAAAUGGCCACUUUCAAUUAUUUCAAAAAAGGAUUUUACAAUCCUCCUACCGAUUUUUAUUAUCGUCCCUAUUCGUUAGAAUCAAACAAUUUGCUUGAAAAUAAGGAUAAAUGCAUACGGGAUAAACACGAAGUAUUAGCCUUACUAGAAUAUUCCAGGGAUUUGAUGAUUUCCUUUAAGUCAUGGCCUUAUUUUUGUCUCACUUAUACUGCCAGGUUGACUCACGAGGAAUUGAAUGGUAUUAAAUAUGUUGAUGAGAUGUUGGUUAACUACUUCAAAGAUUUAUUCAAGGCUAACGCUCUUGAAAACACUCUUAUCAUUAUCUUCGGAGAUCAUGGUAUGAGAUUCGGCAAAUUUCGAGAGACCUUUAUGGGUACAUUAUAA